Glycine soja is the source of this 1426-nucleotide messenger RNA. Its product is annotated as mitochondrial uncoupling protein 1-like. The record is from RefSeq and is a predicted model, not a curated record. Gene Ontology annotation, biological process: mitochondrial transport; mitochondrial transmembrane transport. Gene Ontology annotation, cellular component: mitochondrial membrane. The coding region runs from base 158 to 1075 and encodes 305 amino acids. Gene Ontology annotation, molecular function: oxidative phosphorylation uncoupler activity. The transcript is spliced from 9 exons. Lineage: Eukaryota; Viridiplantae; Streptophyta; Magnoliopsida; Fabales; Fabaceae.
CCUUGUCUUGAGCGCUUCAUUCACUGCCGUUACGCCAAACACCAUUUUUUCUCUUCCUCUGAAGCCAUUUUUUCUUCCUUCCUUUUUUGUUUCCUAUUCCUUCUUCAAUUCUCUCUCUUCAAUUAGUAGUAAACAUUUUUUUGGCCUCGUUGAAGCAAUGGUGGGGGGUGGCAAUUCCAAAUCCGAUAUCUCCUUUGCUGGCACUUACGCUAGCAGUGCUUUCGCUGCAUGUUUCGCCGAGGUGUGCACUCUUCCUUUGGACACUGCUAAAGUUAGGCUUCAGCUUCAAAAACAGGCAGUACUUGGUGAUGCAGUGACCUUACCUAGAUAUAGGGGUUUGCUGGGAACGGUUGGAACCAUUGCCAGGGAAGAAGGUUUUUCAGCACUCUGGAAGGGGAUUGUGCCAGGGCUACAUCGUCAAUGUUUGAAUGGGGGGUUAAGAAUUGCGUUAUAUGAGCCUGUUAAGAAUUUCUAUGUUGGGGCUGACCAUGUUGGAGAUGUUCCAUUGUCUAAGAAAAUUCUCGCUGGAUUUACAACUGGUGCUAUGGCAAUUGCAGUGGCAAAUCCAACUGAUCUUGUGAAAGUUAGACUUCAAGCAGAAGGAAAAUUGCCUCCUGGCGUGCCCAAGCGCUACUCUGGAUCAUUAAAUGCUUAUUCAACAAUUAUGAGACAGGAAGGAGUUGGAGCACUUUGGACUGGGAUUGGUCCCAACAUAGCAAGGAAUGGUAUUAUUAAUGCUGCUGAACUAGCCAGCUAUGAUCAAGUGAAACAGACUAUUUUGAAAAUUCCUGGAUUCACCGACAAUGUUGUAACUCACCUUCUUGCUGGUCUAGGAGCAGGAUUUUUUGCAGUCUGUGCUGGCUCCCCUGUUGAUGUGGUUAAGUCGAGAAUGAUGGGAGAUUCAAGUUACAAAAGCACCCUUGAUUGUUUCAUUAAGACAUUAAAAAAUGAUGGACCUUUUGCCUUUUAUAUGGGGUUCAUACCAAAUUUUGGACGGCUAGGAUCUUGGAAUGUGAUCAUGUUUUUAACUCUAGAACAGGCUAAAAAAUUCGUCAAAAGUUUAGAAUCAGCUUGACCUCAAAAAAACUUAUCAGUAGAAUUUUUUGAGGAGACUCCCCCAAAUGCAAUGGAAAUUGUCAAGUAAAAACUUGUCUUCAUUUUGUUAAUUGGAACGUACCAAAACAAUUUUUUUUGGGGGGGCGGGGGAAUUUGUAGUAAUAAAUGAGAAGAGCUAUGCGAUCCCCCUGCAAUUUAAAAUUUUAUUAGUUGGUUCUGGGGUUGGGCUUGGGCUUGGGCAUAGGGACUUCCUUUAAAAGUCCAAGCCUAGCAGUAUGUUUCCAUAUCCAAGUGAAAAUAAGCUUAGCAUAUGCUUUUUUUAGUGCAAAAUUUUCGUUACAGCACAAGGCACAUUGAUAAAAAAAAAAAA